UUGAAACUCGGCCAGCUGGAGGAUGAUGGAACUGAAGAACUUUACUUUACUUACCGUAAUUCUGGCCAUCUUUGCCUGCCAUACAUUUGGCCAUAUCCUGGAUUCGUAUGAAGAUUCCGAAGAAUGGUGUCCACCGGAUAAUAACAACAAUAAUAAUAAUAACAAUAACAAUACGAAUAGAACCGAACACGAUGCCAGUCUGUGUGCGAAUUUCCAGCACAUUCGCGAUAUGAUCAAUCAGGAUACCCUGAGGGAACUAAUCGAUGUGCACUAUAAUUGUGAUCCGAAAUUCCGGCGUGCCAUGCGGUAUUACGAUACCCCCGGUUUCACACAGGUUAACCAAGAAUUAACGAAUACGGCUGCCUAUAAAACCGUCCUUCGCGAACUGGAAGCGGAACAUGUCGAUAUAGCGGAUAUUGAAAGCGUUGCGGAUAUAUUCCACUGUAUCAUCCUGCCGGUCCAGAAACCGGAUCGAAAUUGCGACUGCAAGGCGGUGAAGCAUCAUACCUUCGUGGGCGAUCUGUUAAAUAUAAUGCCCCAUCAAGAGAUCCAUAAUUAUGUCGCCGAGUCUCGUGCGAACCGCACUAAUUUUGGCAAUUUCACAACGGCAGUGGUCUCGAAGACAUUCCAGGCCACUCUGAAGGCCAAUAUUAAGAAGCGCGAUGUCGUUAAACCAUUGCGCACCCUGCGCAAACAUGGCUGGGACAUCCCGGAGCUGCUCCGCGCCAUGCUGACCAUUUUCCAGUGGUGAGCGGUCCUGUCCACUCGCAGUUUGAGUAUUCGAGUAUCCCGCUAUUGUAUGUAAACCCAAUAAAGCAACAAGUGAAAGGAAA
This is a messenger RNA of Drosophila takahashii, 833 nucleotides long. RefSeq lists its product as uncharacterized. NCBI's taxonomy places the organism in Eukaryota, Metazoa, Arthropoda, Insecta, Diptera, Drosophilidae. The record is from RefSeq and is a predicted model, not a curated record.